CUCUAAGUCAUUCUCGGUAGGGAUGGGGUUGCACCAUGGGUCUGCCCUUAGCCCUUUUUUGUUCGCCUUGGUGAUGGACGUCCUGACACAAGGUGUUCAAGAAGGGGUCCCAUGGUGCAUGCCUUUUGCGGAUGAUAUUGUGCUUAUCGACGACACGCGUGAGGGACUAAACGAUAAGUUGGAACUAUGGCGCCUUGCCCUUGAGACCAAAGGAUUCAGAAUAAGUAGAAACAAGAGUGAAUACAUGGAAUGUCGUUUCAGCGGUCGGGAAACAGAAUCAGAAGUGGAAGUUAGGAUUGACUCUCACCUAGUGCCUAAGGUAGACAAGUUUCGAUAUCUUAGCUCGGUAAUUCAGGCUGAUGAGGAGUUAGACGGGGAUGUUGGACAUCGUGUUGGAGUGACUUGGGCCAAAUGGCGGUUGGCUUCAGGGGCGUUGUGUGAUCCGAAGAUUUCGCCAAGGAUGAAAGGUAAGUUCUACCGGUCCAUAGUCAGACCUGCUAUGUUAUAUGGGGCAGAGUGUUGGGCGGUUAAGAAGACUCAUGUGCGUCGUCUGCAUGCGGCGGAGAUGCAGAUGUUACGAUGGAUGUGUGGGAAGAGGAUGUUGAUAGGAUUUCGAACGAAGUUAUCCGACGUCAGGUAGGCAUGGCGCCGGUGGAAGAUAAGCUGCGGGAAGCGAGGUUGAGAUGGUUUGGUCAUGUGAGACGGCGGAAUGCUGACGCCCCUGUACGGAGAUGCGAGAGGAUUACGGUUGUCAGGGGAAGUAGGGGAAGGGGUAGAGCUGGGAAGAAUUGGAAGGAGGUGAUUAGGCAGGAUUUAAGACUUCUCACCCUGACUGAGGAUAUGGCUUUAGAUAGGAACCUUUGGAGAACUAGGAUUAGAGUAGCUAGAUAGGGGCCCGGUGCUUCAGAGGUUUUUUGUAAUGUGUUUUGUUUGGUUGGAAAUUUUUGCUAUUGCUUGCAGAACUUUCAUUCCAUUGUACUUGGUUCUUUAUCUGUGUUAUAUUGUGAUUCUUAUCAUAUUUUUUGUGCAGUUGGAGCCGGGGGUCUCUUGGAAACAGCCUCCCUACUUCCGAGUAGAGGCAAGGU
Messenger RNA from Cuscuta campestris, 1085 nucleotides. NCBI's taxonomy places the organism in Eukaryota, Viridiplantae, Streptophyta, Magnoliopsida, Solanales, Convolvulaceae. The record is from the annotation of a GenBank genome assembly.